UCGUCAGUGCCCCGGGUGUGACCGGCGGCGACGGAGCGCUAGGCCUAGGCUCUACGCACGAUCGCGAGGCUUAAGCCCGCGUGUGCCCUUGGGCCCUCCUCGCGGCGCUGGUUUCGGAUCGCCCGUUAUGGGCCGCGCCGCGCGCCGCCGUGAAAGCUGAGCACGCGGCGCGCGCGCGGCGAUGUGCGCGGUGGCAGGAGGGGGGGUCGGUCCCGUGUCCGAGCGGUGUCGCGUUUCUCGAAAGGGGGGGUUUGCCCCGCGACCGCAGCGACGUCGGCGGCACAGCAGCCUCUGCGCGGCGUCUGCUUGUCCCCGGCUUGUGCGUGUGUGUGUGCGGCAGUUAUGUCAGCCGAGCCUUGAACGGGGCCGACCUUGCACGCCUUGGCGGCUCGGAAGCGCCAAGGCGACUCGCCUCGUCAUGGGCGACCAUGUCCCGAGGGCGCGCUCCCAAAAGGGAACGGGCUCGAUCAAGGCCGGCCAGUUUGCCGCACUGUCCUUGUGUAAUGUGGUAUCCUUGGAGGCGCAGUUUCGCGGAGGCCCUCGCGCGCUGCUGCCGCCGCUUCCGCCGCGGAGCUCCCAUGCGGACCGCCUCGGGGACUCCAAGCCAUGAGGCGUCGCAGCGGAGCCGCUGCCUCGUCGUGGUACUGCCUGCCCAGCGGCCUGCAGCCGAUGGUGGCGUGCGGCAUACCGGCCAGCUGUAGCCUUCCCCAGCUCUCACGGGACUGCAUGCCUCUGGAUGAAUUCCAUCCAUUCAUUGAGGCCCUCCUGCCUCAUGUGAAGGCCUUCUCGUACACCUGGUUCAACCUCCAGGCGGCCAAGCGCAAGUACUUCAAGAAGCACGAGAAGCGCAUGAGCUUGGACGAGGAGCGCCGCUGCAAGGAAGAGCUUCAGGGCGAGCGUCCAGAGGUGAAACAAAAGUGGGCCUCACGGCUGCUGGGCAAGCUGCGCAAGGACAUCACACAGGAAUGUCGCGAGGACUUUGUGCUGGGCAUCACGGGCAAGCGGCGGGCCGCCUGCGUGCUUAGCAACCCCGACCAGAAGGGCAAGAUGCGACGCAUCGACUGCCUACGACAGGCUGACAAGGUAUGGCGCCUGGACCUGGUGAUGGUGAUCCUGUUCAAGGCAGUGCCCCUGGAGAGCACCGAUGGCGAGCGGCUGGAAAAGGCCCCCGACUGCCACCACCCCGCCCUCUGCGUCAACCCUUUCCACAUCAACGUCUCCGUCCGAGAGCUCGACCUCUACCUCGCAAACUUCAUCCUCAGCCACGAGGCUCUCAGUGGCUUGCGGGAUGCCGUCUGUGAUGGAGAUAAAGAGGAUGAUGCAGGUGAUGCAAGCAGCAUUCUGGCUACCGGCGUGUUCACAUCGGCUGAGCUCUACCGGCUCUCCAAAGCGCGGUGUCUCUCUGAAAUGAAGGAAGAUUUCCUGGAGCGACAAACAAUGGCCUUUGUCUUUGACAGCUCCAGGAGCAGUGGGUCCGUUCUUCAGGCGUCGAACGGGGGCCAGCCAGUCAAACUGGAGCCACCGUACUAUGGCUACGCAUCACCUCAAGAUCCGUCUCCAGCCUUGCAGCCGACUUCGGUGGGGGCGGGACUCUUGCGCGCAGCCAGCCCGAGCGAAGGGGCUCCGCCGCGCUGUAAACGGCUGCGAAGGCUGCCCUCCGCCGAGGAGGACGCGGCUGCGGCUGGCGGAGGAGGCGGACACUUCUACGCAAGCCCCUGGCCAGACGUUGACCAUGGGCACCUGAGCUCCUCGCAUGCCAAAAUAAAGAUGGAAGCCUUCGCCCUGGCCCGAGCCGAACCCAAGCCAACACACCCACGGGUAGCAGGGGGUGCGAGCAGCCCCUUAGGAGGGCCUCCCCUGAGCGGGCCAUCGUACUACCUGCACCCAGCGGGCAAGUACCAGGAGAAUGGCGACACCUUCUCCGACUUUGUCAACCUCGUCUGCCAGGAGGCCCACAACUCUGGCACGCAGGCCAGCCCCGAUGCCGGAGUGCGAGGCAGCCCCUCCAAGCUCCCGCAAUUCUACUCGAGCUCCAUGCUGCCCCCGCCUCCACCAGCCCCCAUGGCACGGCCCGUUGCCAUCAUUCGGUCCGCAGGCCCGAGCAAUCAGCCACAGCCACAGAGUAGCCCACCCAGCGUGGAAGGGGCUCGGCCAGAAGACGGUGGCCCCAAGGAGGACUCGGCCAGCCCCGGCGGUGCCUGCAGCGUUGGGAGUGACUCGGUCGUGACAGCCACAGUUCGGACUUCGUCCAGCCCCUUCCUGGCUCGGUCAACAUCGGAGCACACCUUUGGCCACAUCCACUCACAGGGACAGCUCUUCUCGUACUCGGGUGCGGCGGGGGGAGGCGCCACGCUCUCGUCAACGGUGCUGAGCUCGCCAGGUGCGGGAGGUCUGCUUGCAUCCCCAAGGUCGGCACGAACAACCACGACGCCCACUCCGCUGCCACCGCGCUGGAACCCACCAUUCAUUGCGCUCGACGAAAACAUGGACUACCAGAUGAUGGCGGGCCUGCUUCCCCCUGCCGGGUCCCAGCCCCCACCUGACAACUCACUCAUGGGCCCGCCCCACGACGACGAACGGUUCUUCUCGGUGGCCAGCGGAGAAGCCGAGGAGGCGUCCAAGCCGUCCUGAGCCAUUUGCUCAAGGUGUUUUCCCUUCUUCCCUCGACCCGGGUGCCAAGGCCAGAAAGACAAGACAAGACACGUGGUUUCUCUUGUGAUAGGCAGAGACUCGAUUGUUGUACCAUAGCCCUUUUUAGACAUGCUGCUCUGUAGCUCAUUUUUUCAAAAAAGAGUGACACGAGUAAGGGCCUUUUUUACAAGCUCCACGCUAGAGACAGUUAUAUAUAUAUAUAUAUACACAACGUUAUAGCAUAUUAUACACACAUAUAUACACAUAUUAUAUAUAUACUACAUAUACACAUGCCCGUACACACGAACACACACAAGAUAGGCAAUGGUUCGUCGCAGGGCAGCGUGUGUAGAAACAACGUGCGAGCCUUCUGUUCUUGUGUUAUUUUUUGGUCAUAGCCAGUUUUAGAGGUCGGCACACGUCUUCAGAGUCACAACAACAACUAUGCCUAUGAAACUUUGCUACAAAUCUAUGCAAACCGGGGCCCCAGCCCUUAGGGUAAGGGCGCACCCUGCUCACGUGAGGCAAUAAUUUAGCUCGGCGACAUAUUGUCACUUGUACAUAGAGCCAGCGGUGCCGAGAGAAAGCCCGGUGCGCAUCAUCGUGUUUCUUGUCGCAUCUCGUCCCUUUGCAGUGGGGCGUGGCCAUCUUCUUUUUUCUCGUCUUGUUUUACUGUCAGCUGCACACACACACACACACAUUUGCGCACUUGCGUCUGUAUAUACGGCCAUGUGUACAGCCAGAGCGACAUAAUAUAUAAGUGACAACGCUGGGGACAGCGGGCGGGGCAGGCAAUGCCACCCAGGCCCCCACGGUCCCACGCCGCUUUGUUCAUUUGAUUCGCCGCCGCGCUCUGGCGUCAGGUUAGUUUUGUCAGUGCCUUUUUGCGAAGGGCGGCCUCGUCCUCCGCGGCCGCACAGUGCCAUUGUUUCGCUUGUUGCUCCCCCCCAUUUUUGCCUGCAGAGGGCGCGCUAGUACAAAAUAUCCAGAGGGCGCCCCCUGCUUACCCCCCACCCCUCCAAGUUGAGUGUGUGUGCCAAUUUUGUUUCUCGCCGUAGCCUUACGCGAGGGGCGCUUCUCGUGCUCUUCUGCUGUUGAUAUAUGCUAGAUUAGACGUGCCUUUGAAGACGACGCGAGUUCAACGCUGCACGCAAACGUCAGCACUUGACGGGCUUUCUGUUUGUGUCUCGGCGCACUCGUAUGCUCACACUGAUGCCGGUGCGCUCGUUUAAAGAAACAAAGCCCAAAGCCGUUCUGUAGCCUGCUGUUCAACUACAGGAAUCUCUGUAGGGUUUGCUGCCGCUGCUGCUUUUUGCAGUCUUUCUUCCUUUCUUUCUUUUUUUUUAUCUGGGCUUGGUUUUCACUCCCGAUGUAUUUUCUCCUGUGUGUGUGAGUGCAGAGGGAAAUGUACGAGGCUGCACCGUGCUGCAAGGCUUCUUGUGUGGUGGAUACAUGGGGCGCUGUAUGUCAGAAGGAGGUGUGCUUGCAUCAGAGCCGUAGUGAGAGAGGGGAAGCAACAGUUAUUUUUUUCCCGAUGCAUGGCGCAUUGGCUUAAUGACAGCAACUUAUUUCUGUCAGACAAAAGAAAUGCUAUGAUUCUAUGCUUUAUAACUUUAUGUUUGUGGCUUUUAAGCUCUCUUCGUGAAUGAAAUGACAGCUCUGAUAACUGGCUACCCUCAGAUAGAGCUGCUGCAUUUUGUAGGGUGCCCUGUAUUUUUAAGAUUGAAGUCGACUGCACUAGCAUAUAUAAGAGAGCUUGUUUAUAGCUGGUCCUUUUUUUUUUUGACAACCCAUAGCAUUAGAAGUAUGAGUGAGUAUUUUUUUUCUUUCUUCUCAUCACAACUCGCAGUGCCACAUCAUUCAUCUCGUGGACAAAAUGUAUUGCAGGAUGUUGUACAGGCUUAGUGAUCUCUCAUUUCAUUGUUUUUCUGUAAAAAAAUCUAUUCGCUCGUCUUGUAGCGGCAGUGCUACUUACGCAUCUGUCAUGGUCACUUUCCGAUUGAGAACGAAUUUCUUUUUUUUUACUUAACUUUAAUCGAUUUUAACGAAGCACUGACGAUCAUAAUGAGUUGCGGAAGGCUUAAGUUUCUCAACAGCUUUUUGUUCACACACUUAAUAUUCAUAAAUUUCCGAACAAAAGAAACAGCAGGCUGCACAGAGAACUCGCUUGCACACGUGCACCAUCUCAAUAAACGUCAUAAGCUCUUCGGUGAUUAAAUAACGAAGGUUGCUGGCAUAUCUGGCCCAACCCUUUCUGGCCACAAGAAUGUCAUGCUUCUGUGGCUGCAAAAUUGUCUUCUGCUGCUUACACUUUACAGUACCAAGCCAGUACUUUGGUACCAAGCUGUUAUCCUGGACCCUAUGGUGCCUAUAUGCAGGUGCCAUUCCAGGUUCCUUACUGGUUCCUUGGUACCAUAGCAGAACACGGUCAAGCAUGCACAAACAAGGACAGAGGGAGGAGUAGACAACACAAACACUCAAGCUGUCUACACCUCCUUCUGUCCUUGUUUGUGCACGCUUAACCAUGUUCUGCUUUGCAAAACCAACUCGGCCAAAAGUCGGUGCUCUUGACUUUGGUACCAAGCGGGUACCUAUGUUACCUGUAUGCAGGUGCUUCGAUAGGCAAGUGGUAUUGUUUAUCGCAUGGUUUACAGUAUUGGGAUCACAAAUCACUAUACAUCCUUUGCUCCUUCUAAGCUGAACUGACUUCAUUUGGAUGCACCAAAAUCUGGAAGCACGACUGGAAGCCUUUUCAUGUUGAGUUGACGUUGUUAGGAGGCAUUAAAAUCUAUAGAUACUACUGGAAGCUCCUCUGAAUUGUACAGACUUUGCUCAGUUACAUUAACGAACUCCAUUUAUCUGUUGAAGCAAACUCAUACUUUCGACUAUGCAUUCAAGUAGCACAAAUUCGAGCGAACAACUCUCAUGCAUGGGGAAACAUGCUUAGAUACUGCGGCCAAUCGCUCGCCAACCAACGUGUUCAUAAUGAGUGUUCGUUGCCAAAGCUGUCCAAGCCAAAACUGCAUCAGACAGGAAGCGCACAAUUAGCAUCGUGCUGCCAGGCGUGUCUUUGUGUAGGCUGUCAAGCAAACACGGAGACUUUUCCUCUACCUGCGGCUCUGGUGCGGGACUGCAUCGAGUUGAACGUACAGUAUGGUCCACUGUUAAAGGAAUCACCCAAUUAGUAGUUGGCUACUUAUUAGUACAGCCAACCUACGGCAUGAGGGCACACAAACUACUUUCUUUAAAUGUGUGUACAUCAGCCUUAUGUGUUCUAUUGGCCUCUUUCUUUCUCUCGAUACAGUAAUAUACUUUUGUAUGAGGUAUAUGGCAUUAUCAUAGCUUUAUGCGUUAGCUUUAAGGGUAACCCUCUGUAUUGGCUCAGUGGCUGCGGCGUUGUGUUGCUGAGCACAAGGUCAUGGGUUUCGUUCCCAGCCACGCUUCAGUGAGGGCGAAAUGCAAAAACGCUUGUGUACCUUAUCUAAGUGCAUGUUAGCUCCGUAAGUCAAAGUUAAUCCGGAAUCCACAACUAUGGUGCACAUCAUAGCCCUUGCUUUCUAGCAAUAAACCCCACGAAUGAAUUAUUCCUCUGAGAGUGGACUGUACUGUACGUGUUGGAGAAGCUAGUGUCUAGCUGCAGGUGUCACUGCCGGGGACAUUUUGCUUAGGAUUUUGCCAGCCUGUUUUUAAUCCCUGAGCAUUGUAGGUUUGUUGGUGCGAUGUGGCCUAAAUGAACUGUGCUUUGCUCGUGCGUGCCGGUGCUUCCAUGCAGUUGAUCUGUGCACGGGGAGACCCUGAAACCUUUUCGCAAGGAAUUUUGUUGCACCGGAGCUACACCUGAGCUGCCCUUGUGACUUGAAAGAUGACCUCCCUCCGACAAUAUUUCUAUGUGCAUUUAAGCCAUUCUAAAUAUCAUUUGUGUUGUUGUUUCAAAAAUAUGCCCGUGAUUCCUUGUAAAUUCCUUAUAUUUUGCACGAAGAAGCAUAUGGAUUUAUCAGACUACAUCCCUUUCAAUAGUCACUGCGAACCUUUAGCACAUAGCUGCAUCUGGCAUGCUGGCUGUAUAGAGUUCAUUUUAUGCCUUACCUCAGAGUUGAGAGGACGCAAGAAUGUGAGUGGAAGGGUUUCAUGCGUCCAGGUUUUGUUCUCACAAGACUGCAGCUCAGCACUGCUUAAGCACCAUCCAGCAGUGAGGCAGUGCGGGCGUGGUUAAAUUCUGUGGUCACGCUGUAUGGUGACACUGACAUUGUAGCCCUCUCAGGGCGACUGCUGCUUGCAUGUUUUCUUCCCACAAGUGUUCUUCGCUGUGCCUCUUUACACCACAAGUGCAGCCCACUUGUAAAUAGGGUGUAACAUUACGGUUUGAGUCGAGUGGUUUCAGGGUGUCCCUCUGAGUAUUGGCAGCUGCCGUGUUUCAUGGCUGCAUUGAAAAAUGUGUUCAGAAUUGGAUGAGUGCUGCAGGCGGUACUAACAGAACUGGAGGGCCGUAGAGUGCCCAUCUCACACACGCGAGACAGAUGUGGUAUGGGUAUAUACCACAAGUGCACAGUGUAAUGGCCUCAUUGAAAGCAGCGGACUAGUUGCGUAGACUUUCUUGGCAUUGCACAAGUGCUUUAGGUUAGUGCCACCAUGCACAGCAAGCAGGAACACAUUCGUGUAAACCUCUUGACAGUUUUCAGGAUAGGUGUGUGCCCAUUUAUCGUUGGGGCUCAGUCUGGUCACAACGCCAGUCAAGCGUGCCGAGAGCGCACCUGCCUGAACACGAAGUGGUCGUCUUCCGUCACACUGUUCGAAACAUUCGUGAUGGUCUCCCAUUCGAGUUUUGGCACUAUGUCCCUGUUUUUCUAUAGUUUCUCUGACUCUAUGCACAUUAGCGCUUGUAGCACUUAUGCUGAAUGACAGUAUGUGUUCAAAGACUGCUUCUCAAAUUAUAAGGCUGCAUGAAAUUGUCUUAGAUUGAAACUAAGCAAAGUCGAAUUAUCUCUCAUUCAAAGGGAAAGAAAGUGCUGUUAGCAGUCUCUCUUUAGAUGGCUGCACCUUGGUCUCGUUGAGUGACAGAACUUUUAUGAAAGAAGUUUUUGAAAAAAUACAUUGGUGUCGUUCAGCAGGCAAAUACAGUCGACCUCUCGAACCUCGAUAUAGCGAUCACAGAUGUAAAGAAUUGAGAUGUAACAAUGUAAAUGGAAAAUUUUUCUGGCCACUAUUGGCAAGUAAUGAAUAUGUGCUUAUAACAAAUGCCAGAUAUAACGAAGGUAAUUUCGUGCUGAAUGCAACUUUAUUGUAACGAGUUUCGAUUGCAUAGCAAGCACUCGUGCAGUGCUUGUUGCGUGUUUCCCUCAGCAAGCUCGGCUGGCUCUGCGUGUGGCAACUUGAAAGAUAGAUUUUCAUGCAAAAAUAAUUAAUACCUGUGAUGAGGGUUAGGAAAACAGCAUGGCUAGUAUGUUAGAUUCUGCAAUGCCCUUGAAGAACACUGUGACCUACCUUUAUCUAUGCUACAAAGAACAAGCAAAGUCUUGGGAUAAUAUUUUGAGGGGCAGUCAUACUUGCAAGCUGUCAUGAGUGUGCGCAGUGUAAUGGUGACCAGGCACCCAGUAGGUUACAUAUACAACUAUCAUAUAAUGAAUUGUCAAGUGCAGUUUGCAAGGUCUGUCAUCAUUGUGAUGAUCUGGCUUGCCCUAGUGUGGUCUUGCAGCCAAUUAAAGGAUGCUAACAAGAAACCCAUAGAUGCCAGUCAAUGACAGCAACCAUUUUAUUUAAAAGUCUGAUAUCAAUUCCGUUGUGCUGUCAGGUCUCUGCUCUCAUUUCAUUGUGCCUAAAAAAUACAGAUAUUGAAAGCGCCUGUUGUUCAUCUCUCCACUUUGUUCUAGGUUAGGUUAGAAUGUGAUUCAUAUCAAUAUUCGUUUGGUGUCAAUUUACAUUCAGUAAAAGAAUGUGGAUGCAGAAAGUUACAUGUGAGGAAAUGGAAGCUGGUUUUGCCACAUCACUUUUUCUUUCUGUUUAUUGUCCAUCGCAUUUGUAUGCGGGCUUCAGAAAAUGGCUCACGUGAUUUGUCAAACCUUUUGUCGCCAUCAGGUUUUGUUAGGAUAGAAAAUUAUUCUCGAAUGAAGGGAUAAAACUGUCAGUAUAGGUCAAUUUCUUAUAUACUAAUGCAUAAUGCAGCUUGACACAAGUUUUUAAUUUAGGUGACAUGAUGAUUGCAACAUGACGCUGUGAAGAAGGCUGAUGCCAGAGGUAGAAGUCUGCAUUAUUAAAUGGUAUUAAAACAGCUAAACAAAUGCUGUGACGAUCAUGUGUGCCCGCUGUUCUCAAACAUUAUGGAAAACAUGCAUGCGAUGUCCAUGUUUGGACUGAAUGUCCAAAUUAGCUGGUUAUGUGCACCUGGCUCCAUGUUUUAAGUAUCAUCGUGUUACUGUUCUUGAUACACAGAAUUACACAAGUGGCAUGCUCUUGCACUAAUCAUACAACAGCAUUGAACUUACACAAAUUGUGCAAUGCUCUUGCACAGUUUGUGCAAGAACAUGACACCUGCACAAUGUGCAAUUGCACCAAGACAAGAUGGCAAUGUUUGUGUGCCUACUACCCCAUUUUUUCCAGUUGAACCAUUUCAGUAACACUCAAUGCUAGCAGCUGGGCUCAAUGAAUUCCUGCACACAUGUCACAUAGCAUUUGGUGGAUUUGCUGUAUGCCAUUGUUUAACUCUUGCUUUUUGUCCUGAUCGUGAUCAGUGAUAGCCCUGAGCUUGGUAGUAGUCAGUAGGUGUUUGAUUACCAUUAACCUAAUGUACCUCUGUCGAACAUGGGUGUCCUGGUCUCUGUAGGCUGCGUGGGCUCGCUAGAAAGAUGAACAGAAACAUUUUCAAGGGCAAGCUAGGUUAUACAAUAAAAGUGUUGGUUAUGCAGUCAAAUGUUUUUGUUGACAGAUUAAGUUUUAUUUGUUGGUUAGUAUGUAAAGAAAGUUUGGCAGAAUCUUGAAGGUCUCUCGCUGUUAAGAUGAUCUUGUUUGUUUCUGCAAGCUGGCCACAGGCACAGUUGCAGCUGGAAGCAAUCAAAACGUCAGCGCACACAGUGUCGCAGCAGCCAGUGUUUCUGCUCUGCGAGCAGCUGCUCGACGGCCCCGAACGUCCGGUGGUGGAGUUAUUGUUGAGGGUUCUAGUCAAGCAUCCUUGGAGAGCGAGAGAGAGAGAAAGGGCCGACGGGGCUGGAGCGAGGCACAGCAAUGCAGGCGCACACCGCCACCACCCCGCACGCGGGUCUCUAUUUGUUGAGUUUUGUUUGUUUGCUCCCCCGACAUGUUCUUUUUUUUCUUUGUUGUCUUUUUCCAGCAGUUUUUGACUGGAUUUUGUACCUGUUGCUGUUGAGAUAGCCAAUAAAACCUUUUUGCAUCUCCAUGGA
This is a messenger RNA of Dermacentor andersoni, 10022 nucleotides long. It is a transcript of the gene NfI, whose product is annotated as Nuclear factor I. Gene Ontology annotation, molecular function: DNA-binding transcription factor activity, RNA polymerase II-specific; RNA polymerase II cis-regulatory region sequence-specific DNA binding. The record is from RefSeq and is a predicted model, not a curated record. Gene Ontology annotation, cellular component: nucleus. Lineage: Eukaryota; Metazoa; Arthropoda; Arachnida; Ixodida; Ixodidae. Gene Ontology annotation, biological process: regulation of transcription by RNA polymerase II.